Messenger RNA from Nerophis ophidion (straightnose pipefish), 1711 nucleotides. It is a transcript of the gene drc9, whose product is annotated as IQ motif containing G. The transcript has 10 exons. Gene Ontology annotation, biological process: cilium organization. Gene Ontology annotation, molecular function: protein binding. The record is from RefSeq and is a predicted model, not a curated record. Gene Ontology annotation, cellular component: cytoplasm; motile cilium. Lineage: Eukaryota; Metazoa; Chordata; Actinopteri; Syngnathiformes; Syngnathidae. Bases 120 to 1070 code for a protein of 316 amino acids.
UGUGUUGCCAUAGAAACGUUUAAACCACACGCUGAGGCUCGACUGGACGGAAAGUGCAUUGUUUACUUAGCAACACUAGAUUCUCAAGCGUUGUUUUGACUGGACUAUGCUGUCCUGUUAUGGACAUGUAUUUGUCCCAGAUUCAGAGUUUCAGACUGGCAGCUGUACUGGAGGAGUGCUCAGACCAGUUGGACAUACUGGAACAUGCUCUGACGAUCCAGAUCCACAGGGAGUGCAGCACUGAAGAGCGACAGGCCAAAGUAAAAAAGGUGAAACGAGACUGUCACUAUAUCUCACAGCAGGUGUCCAAAUUACAAGGUGAGCUGGAAGAGAAGCAGAGCUUCAGCUGUCUGCUACAGGUAGUGCACGGACAGGACCAGGAAAAGAAUGCAGAGAGCAGCAAAAGAGAAGCAAAGAAGGAGAUGGAGAAGAGGAGACGGACGUUACCAAAGCAACAAGCGGAGCUCCAGCAGAAAGCAAAUCAACUGAAGGAACUGCAAACACUGUAUGAGGAUGUCAAAGAGCGGCUGCAUCAGCUGAAUGAGUCAAACGCUGAAAGGAAGAGUCUUGAGGAGAGAAACAUUGAGCAGCAGAUCCAGAAAACUCAAAAUGAGAUGAGGGAAGCUGAGAAGCGACUUGAAGACCAAGUACAGGUGCUGAAUGAUCACUUGAAGCUGCAAGAGAGAGUUCAUGAAGAGUCAAUAAAAUUCCUGAAGAAACAACAUCAGGAGUUGCAAGAUCAGCUGCAACAGUGGCAGGAGUGCACGGAGCAGAACAUGCAGGAGAAGGAGCAGCAUCUCACCAGCACGCGUUACAGACGAGCAACCAACUUGGAGAAACUGACUGCAAUGCAGAAGAAGUACAGCGAGAUGGAAGAGGUGGUGAAAGAAGAAUGGGAGGAGCAGGAGAGACUUCGCCAGCUGGAGCUUAGGAAAAAAGCUUCAAUCAAGGUACAGGCUUGGUGGAGAGGUUGCAUGGUCCGCAAAGGCUUCGGCAUUUAUAGGAAAGUGGAAGACAAGAAAGGCAAAAAGAAGAAGAAGAAGGAAGGAAAGAAGAAGAAGAAGAAAUAAGUCCCAUACUUGUUCCUGUUUACUGUAAUACUUUUCAUAUUGUGAAAUAAAAUAAUGGUUCUUCAAUCACACCUAAAUUGUUUUCGUUCAAAAAUAUUUUAGUGGCACAUAACAAAAUUCCCCCUUUGGAAACCUAAUGUAACUAGUAGUAAAGCAAACGAUUUAGUUUUUAAUUGUGAGGUCAUUUGGUGUGUUUUGGUGUUGAUUGUUUCCUUGAACGCCCACAUGCAGGGAGGUAGAUCAGGCUUGUGCAGAAUUCCGAAUUUGGAACUUAAUUUUAAAUCAUUUAAAGAAUGGGAAUAUGAAUACAGUCCCUUGUUUAUCACUGUUAAUUGGUUCCAGAGAUGGCUGCGAUAAAUGCAUUCCCGCAAUAUAUACAUAUAUAUAGUUUUUACCUCUGUUUGAAACCAAUCAAACCAGCGUAAAAUACAACAGCAGAGACCCCGGACUGUUGAACGACUGAAGCUCUACAUAAAACAAGAAUGGGAAAGAAUUCCACUUUCAAAGCUUCGACAAUUAGUUUCCUCAGUUCCCAAACAUUUAUUGAGUGUUGUUAAAAGAAAAGGUGAUGUAACACAGUGGUGAACAUGCCCUUUCCCAACUACUUUGGCACAUGUUGCAGCCAUGAAAUUCUAAGUUAA